AUGGGAAACAACAGUUCCCACAAGAGGACCAAAGUCCCUAAGCAGGCCCGAAAGGACAGGCCACCUGACAUGGACAAGGCCUGGCAGAAACAGCAGUUCUUCAGCCACCUCAAGUGGAAGAAGCCGAGCACCAAGAUCGUGCUGCUCUUCCCCCUGGACAAGCAGCAGCAGCUAGCUGAGGUGACGGCGGGCCCCGGCGCGCGGUGCGGGCGGCCGGGUGAGGACGCAGCGGACGCCCGGGUGGCCUCCCCGGCGGCGGUGCCCGCGCUGCGAGGAGCGGGCGACAGCGCGGAGCGGCGCGAGGGCGCACGAACGCGCGAGAUGAAGAAGAUCCUGGUCCUGCUGCUGCUGCUGGACGCGCGGCUGCAGGAAGAAGGGCGCCGCGCGGAGGGCGGGGCCAAGGCGGCGCAGGGCUGGCAGCGGCUCUACUCGCGCCUGCUGACCGACAGCGAGGCGGGAGGCGAGGCCGACCCCGCCGAGGAGCAGCCACGCAAGCGGCGCCGCUGCCCUCGCCCGCGGCCCUGA
Camelus dromedarius (Arabian camel) is the source of this 525-nucleotide messenger RNA. RefSeq names its product chromosome 18 C20orf144 homolog (gene C18H20orf144). The record is from RefSeq and is a predicted model, not a curated record. Lineage: Eukaryota; Metazoa; Chordata; Mammalia; Artiodactyla; Camelidae. The transcript is spliced from 2 exons. Bases 1 to 525 code for a protein of 174 amino acids.